CCUAGCAAAUAGCAAAUAUCAUCUGUUGUUUAAAGGACACCCUUAAAGCCCUAUAUUGCAUGCAUAAAGUGGGCUGGGUGCAUCGUGAUGUCAGCGUUGGCAAUGGAUUAUGGAUCAUCAAGCAGGGCACUGGCAAACUUGCCGGUUUCGAAUAUGCAAAAUGUAUUCAUUCUAAUAAGUCUCACGAUGUGCGAACGGGCACUCCCCAUUUCAUGGCGGUGGAAGUAGACGCUAAGGGAUACCUGUUUUCAACGGACGAGGGCGAAGAACCUCCUUUUCGGAUGAAUGGGUUGCAUGACAUGGAAUCUGUGUGGUGGACCUUGAUAUGGGUCCUCUUUUAUUAUACUGACCAGAACCAUCCCACUGUUGACUUGGUUAACCAGUGGAACACACUUCAAGCAAUCUUCCCCAGUGUUCUUGGCCGGACCUCGCGUCUGGUUUUCUUCACCAAAUUUAAAUUGGUCACUGCAAGGCGAUCGCGAAGACAUGUGAGCCCGUUCGUCAAUUUCUUCACGAAUUUGCGGGUCACCUGCGAAACGGCUAUCGGAGGGCGGAGGAAUCGUUUCCGAUCAUCAAACUUGAAGAUAUCCUGGAAAGCAUUCAUAGGGAGACUGCGAAGAAUCUGUUCAAUGUACACAAGGAAUAUGUACACGGAGAUGCGAGCGAUGUUAUCCUUUGCCCCUUGCGUAGACUUCUUACACGCAAAAGGUCAAACUCAGAGGUUCAAACAUCACCAACGAUGCAGGAAAAGAGGAGGCGUUAGGUCUAGCACGCGCAUCUGGAUAGCCUACAGAUGGUAUACAGUGGUUUCGCUGAAACAAUUCACAGAGCAAGCUUGCUUUCUCUCUCCCAAAACAGAUGCAUCGCAAUCCACAACAAAAUAUCAAGUUCACAUGAUGAUCACGGCCUAUAUUUCCACGGCCCACAUGUGGGAGAACAAAUUUCAACAGUGCGCACAAUCAUCAUAUUUCUCCAGUCUCAUCGGAUCUAUCUCUCAGAGCAGUCGAAUUCCCCGCGAUGGGCAAGUAAUUUAAUACCUGUUCGUGUCCAUGGAUAAUUAUAAAUCCAGCGUUAAAAACUGACAGAACAAGGCAAUCAAUUUGCUGAUAAGUCGCCGGAUUCUGUGGGAAUAGGAUCACGUCACUGCUCAGGCCCUUAUAACAAACGCUUAUUUGCGUAGAUGCAAGAUUUGUAGAUCACCCCCCGACGCGUUCAUGGCAGAAAGCCCGGGAAGUUUUCUUAUCAUGCUGGAUACUGCAGCCGCCCAAGAUAGGGCAAGAUAUUUUCGAGACCAGCUGAAUCAAAUCACCAUGGAGGUAGAGCAGUGUAUCAGCCCACGGUGAUUAACUCAAACCAGACACAAAGAUCAAAAGAACCGUAUAGGAGUGGAUAUUUAUAGGCAGAACAUCAUAUUAUACAGGUACGUCCAGGUACAUUUUAGACUAUCUUGUUUUUGUCAUGUUACUAGAGGGCUAUCUCCCAACUUUUCCUUAUCGCAAACAUCAUUGGUUAUGAGUCAGUG
Molecule: messenger RNA, 1522 nt
Organism: Serpula lacrymans var. lacrymans S7.9
Lineage: Eukaryota; Fungi; Basidiomycota; Agaricomycetes; Boletales; Serpulaceae
Exons: 4
Coding region: 60-1034 (324 amino acids)
Biological process (GO): protein phosphorylation
Molecular function (GO): ATP binding; protein kinase activity
Source: RefSeq, a predicted model, not a curated record